AUGGCAAGCUAUGGCUCCAAUCCCACACCAAGUAGCAGCAGUGGACGGUAUGCAACAGUUGCAGAUGCUGCAGCGCAGCAAAACACUGAGGCGGUCCUGGAGAUGCUGGCGCAGGGCUAUAGAGUCGAUGGCCAGGACUCUGAUGGCAACACCGCCCUACACUGGAUAGCUUUUUUCAAGCUGGAUACUUUGCUCAGCCCAGUGUUGGAAAGACGUGCUCGCCCCGACAUCGUCAAUGACUCUGGCGAAUGUGCAGUGCACUGGGCCGCCAAGUCUUGCAAUGUCGCUGGCUUGGAUGCAAUGACGCGGGCCAAUCGGGCUCUGCUCUCGCUGGUGCGCUCUGCACUUUGCUGUGCCAAUCAGCUUGGAACUGCUUGUUUGCCCCGUCCAGUCGGAAGUAGCGCCAUGUAG
This is a messenger RNA of Symbiodinium pilosum, 411 nucleotides long. The record is from the annotation of a GenBank genome assembly. Lineage: Eukaryota; Dinophyceae; Suessiales; Symbiodiniaceae.